CUGAUGUAGCAAUGAAAACUGGCUGAAGUUGGUCGAGUCUGUUUCCUGUACCUCUUGGAGACUCAGCAUCUGGGCUGCGGCAAUAAUGAAGAGUUGGGCAUUUCUCCUCCUGUCAGUAGCAAUCUCCAAUCUAGCAUCUGGAUCUUUGUAUGGUCCUGCGGAUUCCUGCAAAGGACGAUGUAAUGAAAUAUAUAACAAGGAAGAUGAGUGCCACUGUGAUGAUAACUGUGAACAAAAUCAGAACUGCUGUGAAGAUUAUCUCAUCCACUGCAGAACAGGUACUACAGAUAACCAAGAAAAGGAAGGAUUCUCAUACACAGACAAUACUAUAACCGAUGAAGAACUACAAGAAGUAUCAGAGAAGAUUUAUCAUAGCGACCACAACAGAGCAGAGGAGUCUGACAUUGUCCUGAACAAGCAAUACUUCACUUCCAAAACAAAUGGGCAGGAAGAUAAAUCCCCAGAACAGCUCUUCAGCUAUGUCAACCAUGAGAAACUCUUCUCAAGGCCAACUUAUGCCAGUUUCAUCAAACUAUUGGAUAAUUAUAAUGCACAUGUUGGGAUGGUGGAGAAAUUCACGAAAGAACAGAUGAAGGAACAGGACAAUUUCCUCCAGGAGAUCAUGAACACUGAGGUCAUGAAAGAGCUAUAUACGUUUCUUUACAGAAAAAAUCGUUAUGACACAGAAGCAGAGUUUGUUGACGAUCUGAAAAAGAUGUGGUUUGGCCUUUAUUCCAGAGGCGAGGAUGAUGACUCCAGUGGCUUCGAACAUGUCUUUCUAGGAGAAAUCAAGAAAGAAAAAGUAUCUGGAUUCCACAACUGGAUUCGUUUCUACCUUCUGGAGAAACAGGGCAUCGUUAACUAUCAUAGCCACAGCUAUGAUGGUCUGUGGACCUCAUAUCCUGAUGUGUUGGGAAUGCAAUUCGAAUUCGAUGGAUUUUACAAACAGGUUGGAAGUGCUUUUAUUGGAAGCAGUCCUGAAUUUGAAUUUGGACUCUAUUCCCUGUGUUUCAUUGCUCGGCCUGGAAAAGUGUGUCCUCUGAAAAUUGGAGGCCACAAACUGAAUAUCCAAACGUAUACUUGGGAUAAAUCCACUUAUGGCAACGGCAAAAAGUAUAUUGCCACAGCUUAUGUGGCUACCCCAUGAGGUUGCAAGAUUAAAAAAAAGAAACCCUCCUGAAAGACCCAGAAACAAUCCACAGAACAGCCAAUGUUAAUUUCUCUUCAUGCCAUUUCACACCUGCUGUAUAUUGUAUGUGUUGUUUGAUCUUUUAAUGUUGUACUUCUGAUAGCCGGAAUCGGUCAUAGUGAAAAGAGAUUACAAAUCUUACAAGUCUUUAGCGGACUAUAAAUUCAGCUGGAAGGCAUAGAUGCCAAGUAACUUUUUUCUGGAGAUGACACACAUUUCGCUUAAUGUAAAAACAGAAUAGAAAGUGAAAUCAUGUUUGAUUUUUUAAGAAAAUGAACAACGGAGAGCAGGCAGGUUCUGAACAUUUCUAAAAUUACCUGCCAUUGUCUUUUUUCUUGAAAUAAACCUGCUUUCUAUUUAGGCACAAAAUAAUGAAGAAACUUUGCAAUAAAUUAAACGUGUGUGUGUGUGUGUGCACAAACACAUACACACAACACACACACACAUUUCAUUUAUUCACACUAUUUAGCAAGAGUAGCUACUCAGGAAACUAAUUAGAAAUGGGGACAAGAAGAGGAAGAGAAUCUAAAUCAGUAUUUAAUAUAACUAUAUGACAUAUCAAAACAGAAUCUUUAAGAAUGGUACUUAAUCUCCUAUUUCUGAUCUAUGAGUUGCUCUCUGAUUUCUUUUUUGGUAUAUUGUUUAAAAAAACCAAAACCAGUUCACAUGUACCUGCCAUGUCACAGAAACUGGCCAUUUAAUCGUCCAGGAAUUCUUUGAAUUCCUUCCCUUAUACUAGCCAGCCUCUAAGCAGCAAUAAAAUUGAGAAAACUAAGAAAUUGCACUAAAAGCUUAACGUUUGUGUUAAAAAUGUUGCUGAGCCAUGGGCCAAGUGACUAGUCUUUGACUAAACCCACCAUUUCCCAGGCCUUUGAUUGAUCAUACGGAGAAAAUGGUCUCCUACCUACCUCACAGGGCUGUUGUGAAGUUGUAAAAGGCUGAUGGCAAAAAUAUAUAUGUAAUAAGAUGCAAAAUAUUAUAUCUUAAUAAUAUAAUGCAUUUGUAUAAUUUGGUUAAUAAAUCUUUGUUUGAGCAACUUUUAUUUUUAAAACAGCAAUUAUGAUGUUUACAUUAUUCCCAGUAGUGAUAUUAUAUAUUUUUUUUUCCUGGGAGAUAUGCAUUAUCUUGCAGCUCUACAGUUUCUUCAGAUUUUCUUUCUGAAUCUGGAGGAGUUUAACUGUAGCAUUCAAUUGAAACUCGAUAAAAUGUCCAAUAAAUUCACAUUUGAUGUGGUGAAAA
Ahaetulla prasina is the source of this 2428-nucleotide messenger RNA. RefSeq names its product endonuclease, poly(U) specific (gene ENDOU). Bases 86 to 1147 code for a protein of 353 amino acids. The record is from RefSeq and is a predicted model, not a curated record. The transcript has 9 exons. NCBI's taxonomy places the organism in Eukaryota, Metazoa, Chordata, Lepidosauria, Squamata, Colubridae. Gene Ontology annotation, molecular function: polysaccharide binding; scavenger receptor activity; RNA endonuclease activity. Gene Ontology annotation, biological process: immune response.